Messenger RNA from Lodderomyces jiufengensis, 390 nucleotides. RefSeq lists its product as uncharacterized. The transcript has a single exon. Lineage: Eukaryota; Fungi; Ascomycota; Pichiomycetes; Serinales; Debaryomycetaceae. The record is from RefSeq and is a predicted model, not a curated record. Gene Ontology annotation, cellular component: mitochondrial inner membrane peptidase complex. The coding region runs from base 1 to 390 and encodes 129 amino acids.
AUGGCACCUCCCGUCCCAGUAUAUACAAUAGAUGAUAUAAAACUACAGUAUAAACAACAAUUAGAUAAUCCAGCAGAAUAUAAAUGUCACUUAAAGUCUAUAACACAACAUGAAUGUACUUUUAAACCAUCAACUUAUAAAUCAUCACCAGAAAUAAUAUGUUUACCUUUCAAAAGAAUAUUCCAAAAAUGCUUGAUACCCAGUAUACAACAAAUUAAUGGUAAAAAGACAAAAGUAGAAAAGUGGACUAAUAUUGAAAUCACAAAUGAUAUGACAAAUCAUGAUUUAAUGGAACUGGAUUCUAAAUAUUAUAAUUAUGUUCAAGAUUUUUUAAAUGCUGAAAAGGAAUUUAGAGAAUUAAUGGAAAAAGAAUAUCAUGAAUCAAUUUAA